Myxocyprinus asiaticus (Chinese sucker) is the source of this 3970-nucleotide messenger RNA. It is a transcript of the gene cishb, whose product is annotated as cytokine inducible SH2-containing protein b. Lineage: Eukaryota; Metazoa; Chordata; Actinopteri; Cypriniformes; Catostomidae. Gene Ontology annotation, cellular component: phosphatidylinositol 3-kinase complex. The coding region runs from base 457 to 1104 and encodes 215 amino acids. The transcript has 3 exons. Gene Ontology annotation, biological process: phosphatidylinositol phosphate biosynthetic process; intracellular signal transduction. The record is from RefSeq and is a predicted model, not a curated record. Gene Ontology annotation, molecular function: 1-phosphatidylinositol-3-kinase regulator activity.
AGAACUCACGUCAACUCAUAAAACACGGACGUGUAGCAAAGGCGUUUCUUGGUGCUCUUGUUUCAGGUGAAUAAUAGUGCAUUAAGCCAAACAAACAUACGACUCACUUUUGUUAGAUUACAACUACUAAACGCUGUUUUGUUUGGUGUUUUGCGUCAGUUUCGCCCGCACCUACCUCCGCGAUUCUCUGGGGAAUAUUUUACAAAGAAGGCUCGUUCGGGUUCAACAUUAUUCCAAAUGUAAAAUGUUUAGGUGUUGACGAGAUUCCCUCUCUUUGCUGUCGGUUUUCGCCUUUAGAGUCCUUUUGGAACAAUGCCAGCAACUUUGGCACUCAACUGGUCUUGGAUUCGAGUAAAUUUGCCAGCUUGUCCGAAAUUGUCUAACUGUCAUCACGCACUCAGCUACUUUGUGGACCGAAGGUGACGAUUUUAUGCUCGCAAAGAGCCAUCUUCAAGAAUGGUUGCUAGGGGGGCAGAUGCUCAGAAUGAGAGGGAAGAGUCAGAAGUUCAUCAGAUCCAGCGGUCCCAAGCACCACCCUACUCCUCCAGCAAGUCUCCGUCAUGGGCCCCCGCUGAGGACUUGCAGCUCUUCACCACCACCUUUCAGCACCUACACACCUCUGGUUGGUACUGGGGUGGCAUGGCUGCAAGUGAGGCAAGGGAUACCCUCACUGGUGCAUCAGAAGGGACUUUCCUUGUGCGUGACAGCAGUCAUCCACUCUACCUCUUCACCCUCUCAGUAAAGACCUGGAGAGGCCCAACUAACAUCCGCAUAGAAUACGACAGUGGCCGUUUUCGUCUUGAUUCCAGUAUUCCAGCACGAUCUUCCCUGUUGUCCUUUUCUGCUUUUCCUGGUCUUGUGCAGCACUAUGUAUCCCAUAGUCAAGGGAAGGAGGGAGAGAGGAUAGCAGAAGAACAUCAAGUGGUAUCAAAGGACAAUGCAGUCCUGCUCAAACUCAGGAAGCCUCUUUACAGGCCAGAUGCCUUUCCAACAUUGCAGCACCUCGCACGCCUCAUUAUAAACAGACAGAGCGAUUGCCAUACACAGCUGCCACUGCCACGCCCACUGUUGCUUUACUUGCAAGAGUACCCCUUUCAGGUGUAAAGACACUUGAGGAGGACAUUGAUGCAUUUUGGGGGGUUAGUCCUUGCAAAUUUACAGGUGAAUUACCCACGAAGCUUAAAAUCAGCAAUAAUGUUUUGCGGGGUCCUGUUAUGAUUGGCAUUUAUAAUAGGACUUGAAAAAGCAGAUGAAAUGCAAAGGACCACUUUGAGUUCAUUUUUGAAAUAUUUGUAAAUAUUUCUAAUUUUUUUUUUUUUUUUUUUUUAGUAAAGCAAAAUGUUUCUAUGAUGUUUGUAUUUCCCUGUAUUCAUGGGGCUCCAACUCUGCACACAUACAACCAUUCCCAGCAUUGAGUUCAAUACCAAAACGUACAUAUUCUGUACUGUAUUCUGACAACACAAGUGAGUGUCUAUUAAAGUGUACUUCUCUCAGAAAGCAAUUCAGUAAUUUUAGGAACAAUCAGUCAUCAAAUACUGAAAUAAUUAUCCCAAUCUUUUAAAGCUCUGUUUAUACAGUUUAAUUUUAAAACUUUUUCAUUUAGAGUGAGAAGCACAAUUACCACCUCUUCUAAAAGCCACCUUACUAAAGGUACACAGAAAUAUGAGUGUUUAGUUUGUGUUUAGAUAUGCUAACUUGUUUUAUACUGUUGAGAUAUUCACAUUUUAUAUUGUAGCUCUUUCUGUAAGAAAGGACAUACAUAAUCUAAUUAUGACUGAGGCAGAUGUUGAAUUUGAAAGAAAUGCAAUUAUGCAAUUGUUUAAUAUGAACAGAUUUCUAUUUAUCACAUACAUAAGAAGAAAUACAGAUUGCUACUUUGAGCAGGGAAUUUUGGCACCCGAGAAAGCUUCUUUUCAGGAUUAGUCCAUGAGGUUCAUGAGGGCUAUUAUUACACCAGUUUAGGAGAAGGUAUAGUUGCAUCCUUCAAUAAACACACACAUAUGCAUGUAUAAACAUAGGCACAUAUUUUGCUUGAGCACAUAAUGACAAACAACGCAUAUACUGUAGCACAUAGGUACAGUGAAUACCUUAUAAUUGAACUAAUAAUGCACUUGCUGACAGACAUGGACACAAAAACGUUUGUAUAGUAAUGAAGACUUGUUCCUAAAUAGCACAAUGAUGGCAAAUAAGUAGGCUUUAUAUCAUAGUCAAAUACUUAAUAAACAGGGCCAUGUUUAAGAUGUAUUUUUAAGUUUAAUAGCUUGGUAUAGAGCUGUUCAGAAGUCAAUUUGUAGACAAAUGGCAACAAGUUGCUAGAUAAGGACUACAAAUACCAGAAGCAUGUGAGUGAAGGUGCCUGACAAAAAACAAAAACUGAAGUAGUCCUUAUCUAGCAACUUGUUAGCAAGGUACUGUUUUUACUCACAUUUGGGGUAUAACUGUGUGUAAUUUAUGUUGAAGAACAAAAUGUCCUAAUAUUUUAACCUUUUUUUUUUUUUCUUUUUUCCACAGACCUUAUUUUACUUAUAAAUGACAGGAAAAACUGCCAUUAUAAAAAACAUAGGAAAUUGAAUUAUGCCAGCUAUGUACUCUCAUUUGACAGUGUGGAAUAUGCUGUCAUUCCAAAGCGCAGUUCAUCUGUUUUAUACUACAUUAAAAGUGCUGUAAGUGAUUAUAGCGUUCGGAAGCUUUCAGGUGACUGAUCCAUUGAAUUAGCCACGCCCCUCAUUCCAAAACCCCGCCCCCCAACAAUCAUUUUGAGACCAAAACUGACUAAAAGAGCAGCAUUGUUUGUUCCUGUGGCUGUCAAAUUCAACAGUGGCACAAUAGCGCCCUCAAAUGACAAACAUUAUUAAUCCUAGCCUGAAUAAUCCGACGUAGUCGACUUCAAUGAUGCACUGGACUGUAAUUUUGUUUGACAGGUUAUAUUAGCCUGGUGGCUACUAAAUGUUAGUAGUUUAACUACUGCCGGUAGACAUCUGUGUCUGUAUAAGCUUUAAUGUUUAAAUUCGUCCAUAUAACAAAUGUUAUUUUCUCUCUGAAAGCUUCAAAAUUUUGAGUUUAUUUGAAAUACUGGAUAUAUGCACUGUUUUGUAUUUUAUCUCCACGAAACUACUUGUGCCGUAUUGUAAUCUACUAUUGCAUUUUCUUCUUUUUAUUCUUGUCAUCUUAAGUAUAUAAGACAUGUUAUACUAAAAUAAGAUUUUAAUCCCAAAUCAAAUUAAAGAAGAUAUACAACUGUGUAUGUUAUCGAAACAGAAUCAAACGAAUAAUAAUAAUAUAUAUAUAUAAUAUUUAUCAUCCAUACCAAACUAAUUCACUCCAAAUAGUCAGCAGCCUUUCAUAUUCUUUAGAAGACUAAAAUCCCUUAAGCAGUAGUUAUUAAUACACAAUACUAUUAACAUAAAAAAAGUUUAAGGAAAUGCAAUCAUUAUUGCACUCUCUCAUUUUUUAUUUACUCAUAAUGCUACAUACACACUGAAUAAAAUGUUUGCAUAAAAAACAUCCAGUAUAUCACGACUCCGUCCAUUUAAACAUGGAUUUAUUUAUUUUAUUUUUUUUAAAAUUCUAUAUGCUUUAUUUAGUAACAAAUCACACAAUAAUCAAAUAUAAAUAACAAUAAUAAUAAUCCCAAGAAAAUCAGUAAAAAAAAAAUAAAAAAAGUAAAAAAAAUGUAAAAACAAUGAUCAUAAAAUACAGAUAAUAAUAAUACAAAUAAAUAAAUAAAAUAAACAACAAAAUAACACAAAAACGAAGAACUAUAUACACAGGGGUAUUGAAAUCAAAUCCAUAUCUCUAAUUACAAAAUAAAUACAAAGGUCCUUAAAAAGGAUAACAUUUCAAGGCUUUACAACAAUCUAGUCUUUUUUGCCUUGGUGUUCCUUACACCCUCCAAUGCUUUAAGAUACUGACAAAGCUCAAACUUAAACUGUACAAAACUAGGUGUAUUUUUUUACCAUUGCCAUUGAUG